Plasmodium vivax (malaria parasite P. vivax) is the source of this 4620-nucleotide messenger RNA. RefSeq lists its product as hypothetical. The record is from RefSeq and is a predicted model, not a curated record. NCBI's taxonomy places the organism in Eukaryota, Apicomplexa, Aconoidasida, Haemosporida, Plasmodiidae. The coding region runs from base 1 to 4620 and encodes 1539 amino acids. The transcript has a single exon.
AUGGGGAGGGGACCCCCGUGCUGCGAAAAACAAGUGGAGGGCGAGAGAAAUGCAGAGUACCAAAAGUUGGACGAUCUGGAGGGGAUACAAAAAAUGAAUGUUGAAGGGAAAGGCAAAAAGGGGAAGACGCACCACAGUGAUAAGACGCACUACACUGAUAAAACGCACCACAACGAUAAAACGCACCACAGUGAUAAGAAGGAAUACAUCGAGAAGGUGAAGCGGCUGAAGGAGAAAAAAUAUUUUGGAAGUAAAACGAUAGGAAACAAGUACAGCUAUAUAUACCUAAUAAACCAAAUAUUCGGGUCAGGCAUUGUGUCCAUCCCAUAUGUAUUUAAAAGUUCGGGGUGGCUCCCUUGUCUAAUCACAAACAUUUUCAUAUGCGUCUUAACCAUUUUUAACACCUUACUGUUUCUACGCGCAAUGACAAUGAUCCCGAAUAACAUCCAUUUUAAUAAGAGGUACGAAUACAUCUCCACGGUCUGUUACUUCUUGGGGAAGAACAACAUAUUCUUUUGGCUGAUGCAAAUGUGCUACUACGCCAGCAUCUUGGCAAGCAACAUCAUAUCGAUAGUCAUAGUUUCCCACGCAUUGGAUUACAUAAUAAUAAAUGCCGUGGGCUACACCGUAGGGUUUACUGUGUACCCGAAUUUUCAAAUUAACUACUUCAUAGAUGUAAAUGAGCUAUACUACAGCAAGAGUUAUGUGGUGUGCAUAACGAUGGGAUAUGUAAUCAACGCGGUUAUAUCGAUUUAUUUUUCGCAAUCCAAUUUGGAAGACAACAUGAAGAUACAGCUGUUGUCUUUCCUAUUUCUGAUGAGCACCAUUUUUCAAAUGAUCUUCCUAAGUGGACUUAAAAUAUAUCGCUACAACGCCAGCGGGGCCAUAAUCAACAAGGGCGUAAAGAAAUACACCAAUAUAAAAUAUCCCACAGCCUUUGGAGAUUUUAAUUUCAAGCAACUUCUCUCAUCAUACAUUUCUUCCUACUCAGCAGUGACGGUAAUUCCAUGUUGGGCAAACGAAAUGAAGGCAGAUGUAAAAAUUAUAAAAACUGUGUGGGUCUCCAACUUUUUCUGUUGCUUCGUUUAUUAUAUAUUUGGCUACAUAUUAUGUACAGCCUACCCUGACAUUAGCAAUGAUAAUAUACUGUAUGACAUUUUGGAAAACCCUUUUAUAAAUACCUAUAUGAAAAUUUGUAUAUACCUAUUUGACUUGCUAACCAUUGCUCCGGGAAUAUAUGUCUACUGCAUAGCUACUCGCUACAAUUUAGUUAAUAGUAAUAUUUGCUCUGAAAAAAUGGCCUUCAUUUUGGGUACCAUUUUCCCCUUUUUAAUUUCCUGGUUUUUUACCUCCAGGGUUAUUUUCGAAAAUAUUUUCACUUGGUCCAGCUUGAUUUUCUCCUAUGCCUGUAAUUUCAUCACCCCAUCUAUUAUAUAUCUCAUAGCUUGUAAGAACAUCCCCUACUCUGGCAAGAAUCCCCUCCACCAUAUUCUUGUCCUCUACGACCCGAAGGAGCACAAGCGGAAGAAGCCCAUUUAUGGCAUUUUCUACCCACGGGAUGUUGCCCAGGGGAAGAAAGCCACCAGUUGGAACUCCCACAAAGGAAGAGGCGAAGACAAACCAAAGGGUAGUGCAGCGCAGUAUGAUGUGCGAAGUAUGAUGGAUACUCCUUUGGGGAAUUCCCCCAAUGAAGAGCGAAAAUGUUUACUCCCGCUGCCGAAUAGCCAGAUGAGCUACCCCCAUUUGGGGGGGACCAACUAUGACGCCGCCAAUGUAGAGGCAGCAUACCCAGGGGAGGGACACCCAACAUGUGACAAGCCGGUGCAUUUAAGCUGCCCCCAUGUGAGUGCCCCAUAUGGCACAGAUACGAAUCCACCGAUGGUUUACACACAGGGAGGGAGAAAUAACCAAAUGGCCUCACCGCAGGGGGAUCUUACGUACGAGCUCCUCCCCCUCGGCGAGGAGAAACCGAUGCGGAUACCCCCCAUAGACGACUUCAUAGUGCCAAUAAAAGCACCACCUGGGGAAGAUGCACCCAAGGGGGAGGACCCCACACAUGUGCAAACGGAAAAAAGCAUCCCGUUGCAGGCGAACAGACACCCCGCACCGUUAACUACAGAUGGUGCACAUCUCUUAGCGGGUGGCGGGGUCCCCUCAGAAGAGGACGACCCGCUGAUGCAAAAUGAGGAGCGGUACUCCAGCAAAGAAGACGACGAGAAGAGCAAACAAAACGCAUGCGAGUUCCACCGGCGAAGGAAAGGCAACGCGGAGGCAUUCGAAUUUCGCAAGUGCAGCUCCCUCUUCAAUAUGAAGGCGAACAACAUAAAUAAGAACAACCCUAAGGCGAAGCAAAGGCUACCAAGCAAUGUAAGAAAAUCGAGGAAGCACAAAACGGUCAUGGGGAUUGAAAAGAAAAAUAAAAAAAACAAAAGAAUCUCCAUAAAAAAUGAGCAACAAGAAUGCUCCGACGAUUCAGACGUCACCGAUAGUGAACUCUUAAACGAUAAAAUAAUUGCAGACAUGUCGAGGGACAUUUACAACGACAUCCGAAUAAUAAAAAGUAACUACGAAAGGGAUGAGUACUUGAUUAAAUAUUCGGACAUUUUCGACUCCUUUUUGAAUUUGAAACUGAUGCUGGAGGGCGUCGACGACGGGGAAAACGCUUGCCAUGAGUGUAGGGGGAGUUAUUUGUGUAACGGGCGCGAUGCGUACGAUGUGUGUAAGGGGCGCGAUUUUUACAACGUUGACCACGCCGGGAAGGGACCCUCGCUGGAGCUUAGCGCGCCGAAUGGGGGGGAUCCACCCCCCAGCAGCUUGGCGCUAGCUCCCCACGCGUAUACCUAUGAUGUUCGUAACGCACGGGGGGGAACGCUGCCGUGUAGGGGUCUUCCAACUGGGGAGCAGCAAAUGUCAGAUGCGGAAGAGGGGGGACACUGGACGAGUGGUAAUCCCUUUCGUGCCAAAACUACGGUGAAUUACCAAACGAGGGAAGAAGACAAGGCAAACGAUUCGUACCAACGAAUUGGAACAACAAUCACGCAAGUGGACACUACACCAAGAGGAGAUAACCCCGACGAGGAAGAAAUGAAAGAAGUGCAAAUUGACAUGCCCUCAAAUGAUGUAUAUGAAGGAAAAUUAAGUAAUGAUUUAAAAAAAGACUUUCACGUGCUCAUUAACGGAAUAAGUAAUAAGCAAAAUUUAACCUGGGCCUUUGAUGGAAAUAAAAAUGAAGGGAGAAAAAACGCUUCGCCAAAUAGUAACAUCCAUGUGAAUGUGUCCAACGUGGAAAAAUCUUUCCAUUCAAAUGGGCCUAUAAAUUCCCCCUUCAGAAAAUCCAAAAGUGAUAUUUAUUCUUACUCCCUCAAUUUAUGUAAAAAUGGACAUGGAAGGGACGAUUAUACGGAUGAAAUAAAUGGUAUGCUUCUUCUGAGGAAGUUACAUUCUCGGAGGAACUGCCCCAUCAAGCACAAAACGAGUGACGAAAGUGUGCAUACCCUUUUGCAAACCAAAAGUGCCGACAAUUAUGCAAACUGCAAAUUUUUAUAUUUUCCCAGUGACGAAAAGAUGCAUGUGCAUUUCGAACAGAUAAACGAAUUGGAGGCAACCAAAGAAAGGGGGAAAAAAAACCCAACUGAAGAUUCUCCACAAAAUUUUGAAACAAAUCACCAGAUGGUUAUUACCCCCCUGGGAAGUGCAAAUUACUCCCAAGUUGAUGUUACCCCUCAGUGUAGCAACAUGAACAAGUUUGAAACGUUUCCCAAUUCAGUACACAAGAGAAAAGGAAUUCCACCAAAGGGUAGUAAUCAGGAGGGAUAUGCAGAUAUGCAAAAGUGCCAAUCGAAGGACAGAAUUUUGUACUUCCUAAAUUCGUUCAAUCGAAAAAGUAAAAUGUACAAAGAUGUGAAUAUGCUAUCCGUGCCGGACAACGUCUACAAUGUGAUUCCAAAAAUCAACAAAGGAAAUGGCCACAGCAACUUUGAUGAAACCUUAAAUAGCAUUUUCAACUAUUACAAGUACAACUUUUUGCUCUCCUUCAGUGAGAAGAACAAGAAACGGGGGACCCUUGCCAAAUAUAAACAGGCUAGACCUGCCCACUGGGUGCCCAGCCACGGCGAGGUGGGCCGCAGUGACGGCGAUAUGCGAAAUGGCCGCGAUGGAGCCUUCCUCAAUGGCAGCCGCGAUAGGGCGUACGCGCAAAGCAUCCAAGAGGGAAACGCAAAUUCGUCCAGCCCCCCAAAUGACGACGUUGCCUCCUACAGCGACAACAACGUGGGGGAAAAUGAGCCCAAAAAAACGUUCGCCACUCCUAAUUCUAAGUUAAGCUAUUUGAACAAAUUUCAUGCUGAUGAGAAGAAGGAGCCAUUACUCAUGGGUCACCAGAAGGAAAACCACUACGACGAAUUGCCAACAAUUAAUUUGAUUUGCCCAGAAAAGCCUUUGCAUGGGUAUGAGGAUGCUUACCAGAUAGAUGACUACGUCAAUGGAAAAAUUAAUGAAAAUAUCAUCCACGUCUACCCCUCUAGGUACUUACGAAUCAAGCACGUCAAAAUUACGGAGGUGCUCCUAUUCGUUGCAGUGCUCCUGCUGCUCAUUUCAGUGUUCUAUGAUUUUUCCUACUGA